Paramuricea clavata is the source of this 173-nucleotide messenger RNA. NCBI's taxonomy places the organism in Eukaryota, Metazoa, Cnidaria, Anthozoa, Malacalcyonacea, Plexauridae. The record is from the annotation of a GenBank genome assembly.
AACAAGAACAAGAACAAGAACAAGAACAAGAACAAGAACAAGAACAAGAACAAGAACAAGAACAAGAACAAGAACAAGAACAAGAACAAGAACAAGAACAAGAACAAGAACAAGAACAAGAACAAGAACAAGAACAAGAACAAGAACAGGAACAAGAACAUGAACAAGAAUGA